Heterocephalus glaber (naked mole-rat) is the source of this 2729-nucleotide messenger RNA. The record is from RefSeq and is a predicted model, not a curated record. NCBI's taxonomy places the organism in Eukaryota, Metazoa, Chordata, Mammalia, Rodentia, Bathyergidae.
AGGUGCGGCUGAAGACGGAAGAGGGAGGAGGGCGGCCCCGACGAAAGGGCCCGCGGGGAGCAGUGAAUCCUGCUGCUGUCGUCCCUAAGUGUUUCCGAAGAAAGUGGGCUAGGAAAAAUGGACGGAAAAUACCGUGUUGGCGAGGAGCUGGAGCUGCUGGGGUGUGACCUGGGUCGAAUCUUGGAAACAGGCACUGUUCGCUGAGGAGGCCUCUGCUGAGCCACUUUGCACGUCUCCGUGUCCAACCAGAAGUGUGAACACAGGUGCACUGACAGGCAAGUGGCAGAAUCCUCACAGCUGGACUUGUGAUGGUCCCCACAUGGGAAGAAUCCAGAAGGCCUCCAGCGGUACACUACUCCAGCAGGUGACCAAGAUGCAGUUUUCUGGAGGAAAGCGGAGGAAGCUGAGGUUGGCAGGAGACCAGAAGAAUGCUUGUUACCCGCAUAGUCUUCAGUUUUACCUGGAGCCACCUUCUGAAAACAUAUCUCUAAUAGAGUUUGAGAACUUGGCUAUUGAUAGACUUAAAUUGCUAAAAACAGUUGAAAAUCUUGGUGUGAGCUAUGUGAAAGGAACUGAGCAAUAUCAGAGUAAAUUGGAGACUGAAAUUCGAAAGCUCAAGUUUUCCUUCAGAGAAAACUUAGAAGAUGAAUAUGAACCACGAAGAAAGGAUCAUAUUUCUCAUUUUAUUUUGCGCCUUGCUUAUUGUCAGUCUGAGGAUCUUAGACGCUGGUUCAUUCAACAAGAAAUGGAUCUCCUCCGAUUUCGAUUCACUAUUUUACCAAAGGAUAAAAUUCAAAAUUUCUUAAAGGAUAGCCAUUUGCAGUUUGAGGCUAUAAGUGAUGAAGAGAAGAAUCAUCGAGAACAGGAGAUUAUUGCCUCAUCAGUAAGUCUAAGUGGGGCUCAGUUGGAAUUGGAAUCAGUGUAUAAGAUCCCUUUUGCUGAUGCUCUGGAUUUGUUCCGAGGAAGGAGAGUCUAUUUAGAAGAUGGUUUUGCUUAUGUGCCACUUAAGGACAUUGUAGCAAUUAUUCUGAAUGAAUUUAGAGCAAAAUUGUCCAAGGCUUUGGCGUUGACUGCCCGAUCUUUGCCUGCUGUGCAGUCAGAUGAGCGACUUCAGCCUCUGCUCAACCACCUUAGUCAUUCCUACACUGGCCAGGAUUACAGUACACAGGGAAACACGGGGAAGAUUUCUUUAGAUCAGAUUGAUUUGGUAAGCAUCAUAUCCUUUUAUACUGCCUCUCCUGCCGUUAGGUGGACCUCAGGGUGCGAGGUGCUCCGGGAGAGGGCCCUGCAGGUGUGGGGCAGAGUCUCACAGAGGGGUGCUGAGUUAGGAUUGGCAAGCCCUGCGGACAGAAAGACAGCAGCACGGCCCUGCACAAGGACCUGGAGCCAGGCCUUGAUUUAUCCGAGGACAGUGAGGGCAGGGUCGUUCAUGGCUGUGACCAGCGUGAUCCAGGGAGGAGAAAAGAUCCCGGAGGGUUCCAGGGAGGACCCCCGGACUCCUCCGAGCUCUGUGCCUGGCGCCUGUCCUCCAGACACCACGGAGAGCUUGACCCGUGUAGGACCUUGCCCACCGUCACCAAAAGCACUGAGCCCAGAGCCCCUCUUUGUCCUGUGGAAAGUGGUGCCUCAGAAGCACUCAGUCACUCAGCAAGAGACUUCGGUGUCAUUCCGACUUCUGUUCCUCCUCCUUCAGCUCUGCCCAUUCUUUUCCAGGAAGCCCUCUGAAGUCAGGAUUGCCACUGCAGUACCUCCCACCAGCCGACUGGAUGAGGCCACCCUCACCAGAGAGUGCUGUCUGCUUUACUACCACCACAACUCAGGUGUUCAUUCCACCCAGCAACGUGCUUACAGGCACAGCCAGCGUAACAGUGUAAUAUUUGGCCAGAUGUCUGGGCGCUUCACAGCCUGUCAGAUGUUCAACAUUCCUAAGGCAGUGUUAUGUUGUUCUUGGAUAGUUUUGUGUUCCAGGGUACAGUUUGAUAGAGGUUACUCUUACAAUAUCCGCCAUAGCUUCGGAAAGGAAGGCAAGAGGACAGACUAUACACCUUACAGUUGCAUGAAGAUUAUUCUAACCAAUCCACCAGGCCAAGGGGAUUAUCAUGGGUGCCCAUUCCGUCACAGUGAUCCGGAGCUGCUGAAGCAGAAGCUGCAGUCAUACAAGAUUUCUUCCCAAAGGAUAAGCCAGAUUCUGGAUUUAGUAAAGGGGACACAUUACCAGGUAGCCUGUCAGAAGUACUUCGAGAUGAUCCAUAAUGUAGACGAUUGUGGCUUUUCCUUGAAUCAUCCCAAUCAGUUCUUUGAUGAGAGCCAGCGGAUCCUAAAUGGUGGAAAAGACAUCAAGAAGGAAUCCAUCCAACCAGAAACUCCUCAAGCCAAACCAAGUGUCCAGAAAUCCAAGGAUGCGUCUUCUGCUCUGUCCUCUUUAAACUCCUCCCUGGAAGCGGACAUGGAGGGCCUGGAAGACUACUUCAGCCAGUGAUGCUUGAGCAGCUUAGGGGCCUUUCUCCCCACUGGCCAUCAUUUCCUAGUUUUAAGAUUUUUGGUUUAAUUUCUCCCCCUGCCCUAAUUCAAUCUGUGUACACACAUACAUAGAAGUUCUAUUUUAGGACUGGUUAAAGUCCCCCAGAAACAGUACAGCUAAAAAUAACUUUUAGCUCUUAUUCUGUAAUUUUGACCCACUCCUUUUUCUGAACCAUUUUUGCUAAUAAAUGCCAAAAUGUAUAUCUUUA